Messenger RNA from Prorocentrum cordatum, 1284 nucleotides. NCBI's taxonomy places the organism in Eukaryota, Dinophyceae, Prorocentrales, Prorocentraceae. The record is from the annotation of a GenBank genome assembly.
GCCCCAGGCCGCUCUCGGGGGCGCGGCGCCCCGAUGUCCCACCACGGCACGGUGAAGAGCUGGGUCGGCGACAAGGGGUUCGGCUUCCUCCUGCCCGACGGCGGAGGCGAGGACGUCUUCGUCCACCGCUCCGCGCUGAUCGGCGCAGAGGAGCUGCUCCCCGGCGACAAGGUGAUCUUCGACAUCCGGGACGCGCACGCGGCGAGGAUCAGCGCUGGCAGGGGGCAGCUGAUCGACGCUGCUCCCCCGUGGUUCAAGGCCGUCAACGUCUCGGAGAGCCUGAGCCCCCCGGCCUCGGGGUGCUUCGGCGGCCUGUUCGAGGACGCGCCAGGCAGGCCCGCGCCCGCUGGCGACGUCGGCGCAGCCAUCGCCGCCUUCCUGGAGGCUGCCGCGGCCGGCGGCGGCGUGUGCGGCGAGGGCGCUGGGGAGCUGCUGGAGCGCUUCGUGUUCGCGGCCAGGCUGCUCGGCCUCGCGGCGGGGUACGCGGCCUGCUGCGAGGCCCGCGGGGCCACCGUGCUGGCCGACUUCGAGGGCGAGAUGCCCGGGCACGGCGGCGUGCUAACCACCGCACAGGUCCAGGUCACCAGGGCAAUGGACGGCCUGACGCUGGCGCCCGCCCACGCGGCGGACGGAACCCGCGGGCACUGGGAGCUGGGCCUGCUGGUGCACCUGGAGGGCGAGGGCCGCAUCGGCCUGCUGCGGCGCAUCAUGGAGAGCGCGCGCAUCGUCAAGGUCAUGUGGGGCGUCCGCGGCGACUGCGAAUCCCUGCUGUACCAGCACUGGCCCGUCCAGCUCGCGGUGACGCCCGAGGCGAUCGUGGACGCCAAGGCGGCCUUCCUGGGCCUCGGCAUGGGCAAGAUGCUGGCGCACGUGCCCCCCGAGCACCUGGAAGGCCUGCCCCAGAAGGAGCAGAUCGACUUCGACUCCGCGCACGCGGCGAACCGCGAGGCUCUCCCGCUGCCGCUCGGCCUCACGGCCGCGCGUUACGCCGUGGACGAUCUGCACCGUAUAGAGGCGAUCCUGCUGCACAAGCUGCCGAGGAGCGGGUCCUACGCGGAGGCGCGGAGCGCCACGGACUCGCUGCUGGCCGCGCUGCGCGGCGACCCGUGCGGCCUGGAGUCGCUCCCGCGGAGGGCGACCGCGACGCCUGGGCGCUGCUGGGCCGCGCCGAGCGGCUCGCCGACGCCGCGCUGCGCGCCGCGGGCGUCGCCGUGCCGCCAGACCUCUCCUUCGCCGGGCGCGGCUGAGCGGCGCCGCGACUCCCGGACCUCGAGCGCAUUAUAA